CAUCAUACUCAUUGUUAGCAGCUCGCUCGCCAUGCGAACAGUGGACACGGAUGCCAGACUUAUUCGCCAUGCUGCAUUCUUGUAUGGGAUAUUCUAUCUCUCCUUUAAUUUAUUCUACCAAGAGGACCUCAUCCGCCCUGUAUCUUAAUCGCUCUGCCGUCAUAGAAUGUCUGGCGGUAUUCCCAAGUGUCCUGCCGACCCCGCCUCAAGUUCGAUGCGGUCGAAACGGGAAACACGCGCUGUAUAAAAUCAAUGGUCUCGCAUGGCUCUUCUACUGUACAUGUGUCGUAUUCUCACUUCCGACAUUAAUGGACAAGAUUAUGCAGUUAUUGUCUAUGGCCGAGCUCUUUGAGGCGGACUCACGAGGCCCAUACAUUACUACGGCUGACUACCUCCCCCCUGAUGACGAUCGCUCUUACACCCAUCCCUUACACAAUUUCGUCUGCGACACACACACUGAGCUCACAGACAGUGAACAUCGCCUCCUUCACUUGUUUGCUACACCCUCUAAAGACACCCAGGGUCCUCACGGCCUCGCGCAGACAACCCAGAAUACUUCCGGUCACAUCACCAAGAAAUUUAGCAGGCUAGGAGUCCAUCUCGUAUCUCCGCAACGCGUCAAUCCAUCACCUGAUCCUACUCCUCUCGGUCCGCGAUGUGUCCUCAUUUCAGUUCUCGACCUCCCUCCUAGCUUCUGGCCCACCCUGUUCACCGAUGAACGACUCGCGAGGAAUCGGGAAGUCGAGAGUAGAGUGCAUCGUUCUGGAUAUCAUCGUCAAUACUAUCUUUUCCUCAAGGCCCUCAUCAUUCAUGGGAUAUUGAAGAUCACGGACGUUGAAUGGAUCCCCGAAUCUGAAAGUAGGUUCUUUCUCUGAUAGGCGGCGCGCUGUCGGGCUUCGCACAGGGAAGAUAACCUUGGGUUGUGUGUGGUAGAAUGAUGCCACACCCGAGAUAUACCAUAUUUGUGUGAAUUCAAUCCACUCCGGUAGCCAUGCCUCGUCUUUUCGCCUCCCUUCGCGCAGAUGAGUCCGCAAUACCAAUGCCAAAUGUCAUAUAAACAUAUAUAUAAGGAGCGACUGUCUUGAAACCAAAUAUAAGUACUACACUGCCAAUACACUACAUAAUC
Molecule: messenger RNA, 1126 nt
Organism: Suillus paluster
Lineage: Eukaryota; Fungi; Basidiomycota; Agaricomycetes; Boletales; Suillaceae
Exons: 4
Coding region: 51-875 (274 amino acids)
Source: RefSeq, a predicted model, not a curated record